GAUAAGUCAAAAACUGUAGAUUUUAUAAGCGACGAAAGAAACCUAAGGGAUAUGGAACCCGCACAGCACUGCCAAAGUGCUCCGUUUUGGGGAAACGCUCUCCAUUCCAAAAGGGUUAAAAUUUAGAAGUAAUCUGCUAGUCCAUCGGCUGGCGUAAGGGAGUGGUGUUGGGAGGCAGAAAUAGUAUCUUGAUGAAUUGAAAUUCUUCAAGGAGGUGGUCUUGUAGGCCUGAAGAAUGGGAAGGAGCAUCAUUGUCCUCAACAAGGAAGACAUGGAGUGGCAGAUUCAUCUCAAGAAAUAUUUUUUCACCAAACACUUCAUUGAUCCAGUCACAAAAAAGAUCAUGUGUCACCCAAGCCUUGUUGUUGAAUCUCCACAUCACAUUUAAUUUGCUCUUCUGGACUUUACACUUCUUGAAGACUCGUGGAGUUUCUGAAUGUUAUAAAAGUAGUGGUUUAAUUUUCAAAUCACCACUUGCAUUGUCACAGAAUAGCAAUUCCAGAUAGCCUUUCAUUGGCUUGCGACCCGGCAAUGCAGUCUCCGCUGCGAUUAUAAACGUAAGCUUCGGCGUUUUUUUUAGAAUAAACAUGUCUUGUCACAAUUAAAAAAUCUGUUUUGUCAGACAACCCUGAGAAUCUACGAGCAUCUUGAAGUUGCUGAUGAAGUUCUCUGCUGCCUUUGGGCCACAGCUGGCUGCUUCACUUUGCCUCACAAUGAUGUUGAUACCGGUUCUUCUCUUAAACUUCUCGAGCCACCCACGACUUCCCUUAAACCCUUCUUUGGCUGCUGAUGAUCCUGGCAUCUUCUAAUGAGGUCGGCAAAAAUCAUUCUCGCCUUCUCACAAAUGAACUUCUCGUUAAUAGGUUCACUUUGCAAUUGCUUUUCAUUUAUCCAUAUAAGAAGCAACCUUUCAACAUCGUCCAGAACAUGAAACUGUUGUUUAGAUAAUCUUGUCACUCCAUUUGAAGCAUCUGCCUCCUUAAUCUUGUCCUUGUUCUUGUGCAAAUAAUUGAUGUAGACUGAUUGUAUAUGCAUGUUAAAUCAGCAAUGCUCAAACUACAUUCAUGUUUUUCAGUGAUUUUACGUUUUAUUUCUAAGUUCAUUUUCUUUCUCGUAUGGUUGUCUUCUUGCAGAUUUAUCUUUGUGGACAUUUCUACGGAGGUUAUCAAAAUUUGCAUACAAAAAAAACAUGGCAUGAACACAACUGUAGCAAAAUGUGUGAUCAGAAGCUUCACCAAGAUGGAAGCAAAAUAAGUGCUGAACCCAGAUUGCAGUAUUUACUCGUUAUGCAAAAGUCCUCAUUCAGUUGGCUGAAGAGUGUGCCAGGGGAGCCUAAUCGAGCAUUUUGCCUCUACUGUAACCGAAGCCUUCAUGCUCAUUGUUUAAGUCUUUUAAAACAUUUAUGUACAUUAAAGCACACAAGAGCUGCACAGGCCAUCGCCCCAGAGCAGUUCCCAUGUGAUAUUGGUGGAGAGAAAAAUACAGAGGCACAACAAAAUUUGAUUGGUAGUGAAGAAAGUGGAAUUGAGGCUGCAUGUCAACAAAUUAUUACCAAUAACAGAGUCAGUGUCGAGCAAAAUAUGUUGAGCACUGAAGGCAGUAUUGUAGCUGCUCAGAAGCAAAUUGCUGGUUCUGAGAUGAGCACUGCACAAGGUACUAAGAAAGGAAUUUCUACCCAUGUUCUGGACACUGCCAAAGGAAAACCUGCCAAUGGAUUGCAGGUCAGCCUUUACCGGUUGAUGGGUGGAAAAUGGACAAUUGUUUCUGAAGGAUAUACUGAUGAAGAUGGUCGAUUCAGUAACUUCCUGCAGGAUUUAGAGCUAUGUAGUGGACGAUAUAAACUACAUUUUGAUGUUGAUAGAUAUUUUGAUUCAACAAGCCAGGAGUCACUGUAUCCUUUCGUAGAGAUUGCAUUUGACGUUAAGUCGCAACAAGAUCAUUACCAUAUACCCCUGCUGUUAAGCCCUUUUGGAUACACAACAUACCGAGGGAGUUGAUAAGAAAAUUAUAACUUUCUUGGUUUAAAUCAGAAGAGACUUUUAAUAUUACUUCUUGAGUACCAUGUGUGUUGUUUAGUUUAAGACUGGAGCAUUGUGUUCUGUAUAUUUUUGUCCCAAAUGUAACAGUGUUUAAUUUUAAGUAUUCAUGUAAAGCACAGCUAAAAACAGAAAUCUAUAUAUUGUUUGUUUGAGGCAUAACAUUGAUGUUUAUUUUAUAUAUCAUACAUUUAUUAAGUUAAACACCUCUUUCAGUAAGAAAACAUUAAAUUCAUGUGGGAAUUCAAAAUGUAGUAUAUAGUGUUUGCAGUAUAGCACAAAAUGUACGUUACUUGAAUGUAGGUUCCAAAACAUUUAAUGUUAAUGUACAGUACUUCAGUUUGUACUGUUGCUUAAAUGAUUCCAAAUGUUGUAAAUGUCAAAGCCUUUUAAUGUUAUUUGUAAACUGUUACGUUUGUUAAUGUCAUCACAAACUCUAGCAAACUGAUGAUGGAUACCUAAUUUCUUAUUUUGUUGUAAGAAACUGUAAGAUAAUAACCUGAAACUUUAUUUUGUACCCCUUAAUUUUCAUCAUUGCAAUUGAUUUAUUGUGAUAAUAAAAGUAUUGAUGCUUUAAA
This is a messenger RNA of Schistocerca americana (American grasshopper), 2614 nucleotides long. RefSeq lists its product as uncharacterized. The transcript is spliced from 6 exons. Bases 1116 to 1997 code for a protein of 293 amino acids. Gene Ontology annotation, molecular function: hydroxyisourate hydrolase activity. NCBI's taxonomy places the organism in Eukaryota, Metazoa, Arthropoda, Insecta, Orthoptera, Acrididae. Gene Ontology annotation, biological process: purine nucleobase metabolic process. The record is from RefSeq and is a predicted model, not a curated record.